UUGGGUGAAUUAAUCUUGAGCUUGUGAUUCCUUGUUUUCUCUGCCCAAAAAUGUCCUGCUUCUUACUUGAUUCCAUGUACAUGUCAGCAAACAUUGAAGGAUGCUGCCUAUUUGGCAAAAUACCCAUGGAAAAGUCUCCCAACUUGAGUUUAGGGGAGAAGGCGGAGAUGACGACCUCCAUUGAAAUGCACUCUUCAUUUAUGAAGUUAAGUUGCACAGACAAGGACAAAUUUAUUUCAUUUCAGACCCCUUACAACUCUGUUGCUGAGACUGCACCAAAGCAAAUUGAAGUUAUUAUUUGUGCGGAAGAAGUUGGCGCAAAAGACAAAUACCCUUAUGACUCAGACAACUCUGAUGCUGUGUCUGCUCCAAAGCAAGUGGAAGAUAUUAUUUGUGCUGAAGAAGUUGGUGCAAAAGACAAAUCCCCUUAUGACUCAAACGACAGUACUCUUAAUACUUCAUUGUACCGUGUUAUCCGGUUGAGAAGUGGUAAUGUAGUAUUCAACUUCAGGUACCUUAACAAUAAGUUGCAGAGAACAGAAGUUGUAGAAGACUCCUCUUGCCCGUUCUGUUUGGCCAAAUGUGGUAGUUUUAAGGGUUUGAGAUACCAUUUAUCCUCAUCUCAUGAUCUAUUCAACUUUGAGUUUUGGGUCAAAGGUGAGAUUCAAGCUGUGAAUGUAUCUGUAAAAACUGAGGUUGAGCAAUCUGAGGUCGCUGCCGAUUGUGUCGAUCCUCAGCAACAGGCCUUUUUCUUUUGUUCAAAGCUACUAAAGCGUAGAAAAGCAACCAAUCUUCUGCAGAAUUCGAAGCAUGUUCAUCCACUGAUCAUAGAUUCUGACUACCCAUCUGCAGUUAACGAAGUUCAGGACAAGGCUGAUGGUAUCGCAGAGUUCUUGGAUCGUGAUAUACCCAGUUCUGAUGUCACUGGAAUGUCAAAAGGUAUUGCUCAAUCACACUCACAUGCAGAUCCUGAAGGUAUCCAAUCGAUAGCUGGAAACAAUCUCGGACCUACUACCUUGCCACAGCUUGCAAAGAAGAAAAAGUUAUCUAUUGCGCGUUCUGACCCAAGGAAUCGUGCCUUGUUGGAGAAACGCCCAUUCAUCCACUCCCAAAGUGCACAGCCUAUGGCAUUGGAAGAAGUUUUGGCAGAUCGUGACAGUGAAGAUGAGGUUGACAAUGAUGUUGUGGAUAUUGAAGAUCGAAGGAGGCUUAAUGAGUUUGUGGACGUUACCAAAGACGAAAAAGAAAUGAUGUUAAUGUGGAACACAUUUGCGAGGAAACAGCGAAUAAUUGCAGACGGUCACAUGCCUUGGGCUUGUGUAGCAUUUUCAAAACUGCAUGGCCGAGCUCUUGUUGAUUCGCCAUCACUGCUAUGGUGCUGGAGAUUAUUUUUGAUAAAGCUAUGGAAGCACGGGCUGAUUGGUGGACGGAACAUUAACGAUUGUAACCUAAUAUUUGAAAAGAUUCAGAAAAAAGAUGCGGAGGAUCCUGAGAAGAAGAGCUAGGAUGGUGGUGAUGAUAUAUUUGGAUUUUGUUAAAGGUGUCAAGAACCACCCUCACUAAUUUACUGCUAAUGAUAUUUGUUACUGGUUUCUUGAAAUUUACUCUUUUGUUAAGAUUAUCAACAAUUUAAGUGACGGCGGUGGCGGUGGUAAGAACUCUUCCUUUUGUUCAAUUUUAGAAAGAAAUAAAGACCUAUUAAUUAAUCUGUUUA
Molecule: messenger RNA, 1714 nt
Organism: Impatiens glandulifera
Lineage: Eukaryota; Viridiplantae; Streptophyta; Magnoliopsida; Ericales; Balsaminaceae
Product: polycomb group protein EMBRYONIC FLOWER 2-like
Exons: 16
Coding region: 51-1505 (484 amino acids)
Cellular component (GO): nucleus
Molecular function (GO): chromatin DNA binding
Source: RefSeq, a predicted model, not a curated record